UGUGAGUGAAAUGGACAACAAUACUGUUUCCUUUUACUUCAACCUCACCAUGUUUGUGAACAUCGGACACUACUGCUAUCCAGCCUUUGUCUUUUGCCUCCUGCUCUACAGUUUUAUUGUCUCUGCUAAUCUCGUCAUAAUGCUGGUGAUAUCUCGAGAAAGAACUCUGCAUGAGCCCAUGUAUAUGUUUAUUGCUUGUUUAUCUGUCAACGCUCUGUAUGGUUCUACUGGCUUCUUCCCCAGAUUCCUCAUGGAUCUUCUGUCUGACUCUCAUUUGAUCUCACGUCCUGCUUGUUACAUUCAGAUAUAUGUUAUUUACACAUAUGCUUCCAAUGAAAUUAUAAUCCUGGGCAUUAUGGCAUACGAUAGGUAUGUUGCUGUAUGUCAUCCUUUACACUACCACAGAAAAAUGACCUCUAAAACUGUUUUCAAGUUGGCAGCGAUGGCUUGGAUUUAUUCAGCCUUUGUUGUUAUAGUAUUUAAUUCUAUGUCCGUCAGGCUUCCUUUAUGUGGUAACAAGAUACAAAAAGUGUUUUGUGCCAACUGGAAUAUCGUAAAAUUAUCAUGUGUUGCCACAGUUGUCAACAAUAUUGUAGGUAUGCUUUUAACUAUAGCCACAGUUUUCCUUCCCCUUUUUUACAUCCUGUACACCUAUCUGCGAAUAAUAAUCGUUUGCUGGAAAAGCUCAGCAGAAUUCAAAGGGAAAGUAUUAGAGAGCUGUCUGCCACACGUUAUUUCUUUUGUGAUAUAUUCCAUCACAGGAUUUUGUGAUAUCGCCCUGAGCCGGUAUGAUCCUGAAGAGAUAAACACAUUUAUGGCUGUUUUUCUGUCACUAGAGUUUGUUGUCAUUCCUCCAGUUUCGAAUCCUCUUGUGUAUGGCCUGAAGUUACCAGAAAUUAGGAGACACAUUUUAAGAAUGUUAUAG
Molecule: messenger RNA, 925 nt
Organism: Thunnus maccoyii (southern bluefin tuna)
Lineage: Eukaryota; Metazoa; Chordata; Actinopteri; Scombriformes; Scombridae
Product: olfactory receptor 10J4-like
Exons: 1
Coding region: 11-925 (304 amino acids)
Biological process (GO): G protein-coupled receptor signaling pathway
Cellular component (GO): membrane
Molecular function (GO): G protein-coupled receptor activity; olfactory receptor activity
Source: RefSeq, a predicted model, not a curated record